Messenger RNA from Salvelinus sp. IW2-2015, 7968 nucleotides. The record is from RefSeq and is a predicted model, not a curated record. NCBI's taxonomy places the organism in Eukaryota, Metazoa, Chordata, Actinopteri, Salmoniformes, Salmonidae.
UGAGGGAAUUGUGGAACCGUGGAAGAGGCAAGAAGAAGCAAGGGGUGACAAUUUUGUUUUUAAGGAAUCUGCAGUUCGUGUGCCCUUACAAUUGUAUUUUACACACACAGUUCUCAGCAGCUUGGUCAGUGAAGUGGAGGAUAGAGAGAAGCAGAGGAGGACAUAACAGAGGGAGAAAGAGAGAGGGAGCUCUGCAGCAGGAUCCCCACCGUGCUGAGCCCAGGACUGCGUGACUGGUCUGUGCUGGGUGAGGGGGAGGGGAGGCAUAUCAGUGCAACACAGCCUUACUGGAUGAGUAGCAGCAGCAGCAGUAACACUAGCAGCAUCUCAUUUGUGGCUGCUGGGGGCUCGGUCGCUAGAGCACUUUGCUCCCGCUCACACACACACAGGCGCUCCCAGCGCCACCGUCAUACACACGCAGUGGCAGCCACAGCCGUCGUUAGAGCCUGGGCUGGGGCAGGGACGGGGACCGCUACUGUGACGACUGGAGCUACUGCGAUAGCAGCUGCGGCACCAUGGCGCAAGCCGCCAAGCAGCUACGCAAGAACAAGGACCUAGCGGAGCUCGCAGCUCAGGAGCUGAAGGAUAAGGAGGAGGAGAAGAACAAGAAGAGGAAUCGAUCGAGGGACCGCAGACGCAAGGCUCAUGUGGUUCAGCGCUGGCUUGUCCAUCAGGACAGUAGUGUGAGCUCUGAGAGGUCGGCCAAUCGAGCCCGGGGAAUAUGGUACUAUGAUGACAGAGCGGAUGCUGCCACCAGUUUCCUCCGUGCGGCCCGUUCAGGGAACCUGGACAAGGCUCUGGACCACAUCAAGAAUGGAAUAGACAUCAACACAUCCAAUCAGAAUGGGCUCAACGGUUUGCAUCUGGCCUCUAAAGAAGGCCACGUCAAGAUGGUCCUGGGGCUACUACACGCUGGCAUUGUCCUGGAGACCACAACUAAGAAAGGGAACACUGCCCUCCAUAUCGCUGCGUUGGCAGGCCAGGAGAGAGUGGUGGCUGAGCUCGUCAACUAUGGAGCCAACGUCAAUUCCCAGUCACAGAAAGGCUUCAGUCCCCUAUACAUGGCUGCUCAAGAGAACCACUUAGAUGUAGUAAAGUUUCUGCUAGAGAACGGAGCCAAUCAGAGCCUUCCAACAGAGGAUGGGUUCACGCCGCUGGCGGUGGCUCUUCAGCAGGGUCAUGAGAACGUGGUGGCCCUGCUCAUCAACUACGGCACCAAGGGCAAGGUCCGUCUGCCUGCCCUGCACAUCGCUGCACGCAACGACGACACACGCACUGCCGCAGUGCUGCUGCAGAACGACCCUAACCCUGACGUCCUCAGCAAGACUGGCUUCACUCCUCUCCACAUUGCGGCUCACUAUGAGAACCUGAGUGUGGCCCAACUGCUAAUAAACAGAGGCGCCAAUGUCAACUUUACUCCCAAGAAUGGUAUCACCCCCCUACACAUAGCCUCCAGGAGGGGUAAUGCGAUCAUGGUUCGACUUUUGCUGGACAGAGGGGCCCAGAUAGAUGCCAUGACCAAGGAUGAGCUGACCCCUCUGCACUGUGCGGCCAGGAACGGUCAUGUCAGGAUCAUCGAUCUCCUGCUGGACCUGGGGGCUCCCAUCCAGGCCAAGACCAAGAAUGGCCUGUCCCCCAUCCACAUGGCGGCCCAGGGAGACCACAUGGACUGUGUGAGGCAGCUCCUCCAGUACAACGCUGAGAUCGAUGACAUCACGCUGGACCACCUGACCCCUCUACAUGUGGCGGCCCACUGUGGUCACCACCGCAUGGCCAAAGUGCUGCUGGACAAGGGGGCCAAGGCCAACGCACGUGCACUGAAUGGGUUCACUCCCCUCCACAUUGCCUGUAAGAAGAACCACAUGCGCUCCAUGGACCUUCUGCUGAAACACUCUGCCUCCCUGGAGGCCGUCACAGAGUCUGGUCUGACCCCUCUUCAUGUAGCAGCCUUCAUGGGGCACCUGAACAUUGUGAAGAACCUGCUCCAUAGAGGAGCUUCACCCAACGCCUCCAAUGUGAAAGUGGAGACACCCCUCCACAUGGCAUCCAGGGCAGGCCACUGUGAGGUGGCUCUGUUCCUGUUGCAGAACACAGCACAGGUGGAUGCAAAGGCUAAGGAUGACCAGACCCCUCUCCACUGUGCAGCCCGUAUGGGACAUAAGGAGCUGGUCAAGCUGCUCCUGGAGCACAAGGCCAACCCCGACUCGGCUACCACAGCUGGCCACACCCCCUUACACAUCGCUGCCCGUGAGGGACACACCCACACCACCCGCAUCCUCCUGGAUGGGGCGGCCCAACAAACCAAGAUGACAAAGAAAGGCUUCACUCCUCUCCAUGUGGCCUGUAAGUACGGCAAGGUGGAUGUGGUUGAGCUGCUGCUGGAGAGAGGAGCCAACCCCAACGCGGCUGGGAAGAACGGCCUGACUCCUCUACACGUGGCCGUCCAUCACAACAACCUGGACGUGGUCAAGCUGCUGGUCAGCAAGGGAGGCAACGCACACAGCACUGCCCGGAAUGGCUACACUCCCCUGCACAUUGCAGCCAAGCAGAACCAGGUGGAGGUGGCCGGCUGCCUGCUGCAGUACGGAGCCUCUGCCAACGCUGAGUCCCUCCAGGGGGUCACGCCCCUCCACCUGGCCUCCCAGGAGGGCCGGCCGGACAUGGUGGCCCUGCUCAUCUCCAAACAGGCUAACGUCAACCUGGGGAACAAGAAUGGACUGACCCCUCUGCACCUGGUGGCCCAGGAAGGUCACGUAGGGAUAGCAGAUACCCUGGUCAAACAGGGGGCAUCAGUCUACGCAGCCUCACGGAUGGGCUACACAGCGCUUCACGUGGCCUGUCACUAUGGCAACAUCAAGAUGGUGAAGUUCCUCCUGCAGCAGCAGGCUCAUGUGAACAGCAAGACCAGAGUGGGCUACACUCCCCUGCACCAGGCCGCCCAGCAGGGUCAUACUGACAUCGUUACCCUGCUGCUCAAACACGGAGCCCAGCCCAACGACAUCACCACUAAUGGGACUUCUCCUCUGGGCAUCGCCAAGCGUCUGGGUUACAUCUCUGUCAUUGAUGUGCUGAAGUUGGUCACAGAGGAGGCCGUUUCCGUGAUCACCACAGAGAAACAUCGGAUGAGUUUCCCUGAGACAGUGGAUGAGAUAUUGGACGUUUCAGAGGAUGAGGGCAUUGCAGCGCUAACAUUAGGUGAUGAGUUGCUGGGGAUGGAUGGUGCUCGCUACCUGAAGCUUGACGACCUCAAGGACCAGGAUGAUGAUUUCCUGUCCCCUAAGAAGACCCUCAGAGACUUUGAGGGCGGCCUGGGCACCACGCCAUACUCUCCUGCUAUUCCCAGAAUCCCAUGCGUGUCCCCAGAGACCGUCCUGCUGGAGGGGGUAAUGUUUAAAAGACACACCCCUGUCCCCCUGCCUAAGGACUAUGAUGAGGACUCUCUGAUCCCCAGCAGUCCUGCUACAGAGACCUCCGACAACGUCAGCCCAGUGGCCAGCCCUAUACACACAGGGUUCCUGGUCAGUUUCAUGGUGGAUGCCCGGGGGGGCUCCAUGCGUGGCAGCAGACACCACGGGCUGCGUGUCAUCAUCCCCCCUCGGACCUGUGCAGCCCCUACCCGUAUCACCUGUCGUCUGGUCAAACCCCAGAAACUCACCACCCCUCCCCCGCUAGUGGAGGGAGAGGGCCUGGCCAGCCGUAUCAUCUCCCUGGGGCCCUCCAGUAUGCAGUUCUUAGAGCCAGUGAUAGUGGAGAUUCCCCACUUUGCUGCUCUGGGUCGAGGGGACCGGGAGCUGGUGGUUCUGCGCAGUGAGAACGGCUCUGUCUGGAAGGAGCAUCGCAAUCGCUAUGGCGACGAGGUGCUGGAGACCAUUUUGAAUGGCAUGGAUGAAGACCUGGAGAGUCACGAGGAGUUGGAGAAGAAGAGAAUCCGCCGAAUUAUCUCCACUGACUUCCCCCUCUACUUCGCUGUGGUGUCCCGCGUCCAGCAGGAGAGCGACCUGAUUGGCCCAGAGGGAGGUCAGCUGACCAGUAACCUGGUCCCUCAUGUGCAGGCCAUCUUCCCUGAGACAGCGGUCACCAAGAGAGUGCGGCUGGGGCUGCAGGCUCAGCCAAUCCCAGACGAGCUGCUGACUCGACAGCUUGGUAACCAAGCGACCUUCAGUCCAGUGGUCACGGUAGAGCCACGACGACGCAAGUUCCACCGGCCAAUCGGAUUACGUAUCCCACUGCCCCCUUCUUGGAGGGAGAGUCCACGUGACGCUGGGGAUGGGGACACCACCAGCCUGCGCCUCCUCUGCAGUGUCAUUGGUGGAACAGCACCUGCCCAAUGGGAGGAUAUCACUGGCACCACCAAGCUGAUGUACGCCAACAACUGCGCCAACUUCACCACCAACGUCUCCGCAAGGUUCUGGCUGGCAGACUGCCCUCGCACGGCCGAGGUGGUGACCUUCGCCAACCUGCUGUACCGGGAGCUGAUGGCAGUGCCCUACAUGGCCAAGUUUGUGAUAUUCGCAAAAAUGAAUGAGGCGCGCGAGGGCCGCCUACGCUGCUACUGCAUGACCGACGACAAGAUGGACAAAACCCUGGAGCUGCACGAGAACUUCAGCGAGGUGGCACGAAGCAGGGAUAUAGAGGUGAUGGAGGGCAUGCCGCUGCACCUGGAGUGCUCUGGGAACCUGGUGCCUGUGAGGAAGGCCACUCAGCAGCCACGCAGCUUCAGCUUCCAAGCCUCCCAGAGACAACAGACGCCUGUCUCGGUCAAGGUUAGAGACAGCAAUAAGGAGGCCUCUGGGUUCCUUUCUUUCCUACGGAAGUCUACCAAGUAUGAGGACUCCCAGCAUGUGCUGUGUAACCUCAACAUCACCAUGCCACCCUGUGUCAAGGUUGUGGGGAGUGAGGAGCGCAGGCGAACUCUGACCCCACUGGCCCUGAGGGAGCGCUACAGCAUGCUGAACGAGCCCGGUCUCGUGAAUGCCAUGGAGAGGACCGAGCUCAAGAUCUCUCUCAUAUCUGAACAGCUGGGCUUGAGCUGGGCAGAGUUGGCGCGGGAGCUGCAUUUUGGUGUAGAUGACAUUAACAGAAUCAGGGUGGAGAAUCCUAACUCCCUCCUGGACCAGAGUUCAGCCCUGCUCAAUCUGUGGGCCGGCCGGGAGGGCAAGAGGGCCAAGAUGGAGAGUGUGUAUGGGGCUCUCAAAAACAUUGACCGUUCAGACAUUGUGAGUUCAGUGGAGGGCCAGCCACAGGCAGUGGCCGGGGCCUCAGAGGAGGGUGCCUGCACACUGGCCGACCGCGACUCCACCCUGCUCUCCCCCAGUGUUAUCAAUGGUUACGGGCUGGUGCAGGAGGAGCUGCUCUCCCCGGCCUCCUUGCAGUACAGCCUGCCCUCUCCACUGGGUGCUGAGCCCUACUGGCAGGAGGUGUCCAGUCUGGAGUGUGCCCCAAUCGCCACCACCGAAGAAGACAUCCUGAUGGAAAUGUCUGACGUGCAGGUGUGGCCCUCGGGGGUCAGCCCCUCUCUGGUCACAGUGGAGGACUCAUCCCUGGAUGGCAGCAGCCGGGCUGACGACUCAGAGGGGGCCACCCUGUCCCUUCCCUUCAGCCUGGGGCGCCCCAGCAGUGGGGCAAGCGGGGCCAGUGGCUCCAUCAUGGGGCUGGAGGAGGAAGAGGAAGGGGAGGUAGAGGAGGUGCGGCAGGAGCCGGCAGACAGGGACAGGGUGAGGGCCAGCGGUGCGGUGCCAAAGGUCAACCUGAAUGGCCAGCUGGGAGGUCAGAGGUCGGAGGGCAGGAGGGUGGAGGUAGCAGCAUCAGUGGCGGGCAGCAGUGUGACUGGAGGAGGAGGAGGAGGAGGAGUAGGGCAGAGUUCAGAGGAAGGGCUUUCUGUUGUUUCAGGACAGCAGGUCUAUGCCCAGCUGUGUGAGAUGUCAGGACUGAGCCGAACCAUGGAGCACAACGGAGACAACAGGGUGUUGGGAGGCAUUGCAUUCCAGCCAUACCUACCCGACAAGGACUCCCUGCAUGGCUGGGCGGGGUUGCAGACACCCAGGCUGCCCCGGCAGAGUGUGGAGACGCUGAUGAUGUUACCAGGGUCACGCGAAGCCCAGGAGGCUAUCUUGACGCCGAUUAAUGUUGAUAAAGAGGACUAUGCUGUUGAGUUUCUGGCUGAGGAGCAGUUUGUGGACGAACAUGGAAAAGUCGUCACUAGAAAUGUGGAGGUGGAUGUGAGGAAGGGUGCUCAGUCAGUGAAGCGCACCAGUCUGCGUAGAGUAUAACACUGAAACACACAUACCCAGUCCUCAAGGACCGGACAUCCACUGCCAAACUAUCCUCCACAAACACAAAGCCAGGUGACAGAGGGAAAUGAGGAAAAGAUUGAGAGGAGAGAAGAGGGAACGAAGACUGAUAGAAAGACUAAGAUCUGCAAACAACAAAUACAAACACAAAAUCAUCUGCAGAACGACCCUGGAGUUCCACAGCAAGAGGAAAAGAGACAGAGAUCUACUUGUAGUUUUGUAACAUUUUUUUAAAGAAAAAGGUACUAAACUAGAGUAGAGCAUGAUUUUUUUUCUAUGAAAAACAUGAGAAAAUCCAACCCCCAAAAAAUGCAACAAAAAAGUGCUUCCUGUCAACUGUAACCGCAUGAUUGACUGAUGGUGCAUGACCUUUGAACUGUCAUUAUCUACAAACUGAAGGGGUACAAGGUACACGGCCGACCCAGGACUGGGUCAGGGGUGAGUUUAAGGAUACUUUUUCCCCCAAAAGGAAGUGGUGUGUGUAAGCAAGUUGAUUCUGGCAACACUAAAGCCAAAAAAGCAAGUAUUUUUUCCCCACAACUGAUUGGUACGAUACAGCGAAGCCAAUGCUGAGCCUACCAAUGCUUCAUUCACUUGGACCCUAUUUCCCUGUUAUUCUAUGUGAUAUAUUCUCUAUGCUUUGUGUCUGUGUGUGUACCUUUACUGCACGUGUUCUCUCGCUUCAGGCUUGGCACUGAGCCUUGUCCUGGUUGGUCGGUGCUCCUGUGAUGUCACGGCGUGCUCAGUGUGGGAAUGAGAAAGCCACUGUUCUCCCCUGCUCGUGAGCGUCUGUCUGCGUGUGCCGUCUUUCCUUUGUGAAUGCGCUUCUUGUGUUUCUUGUGUUUCUUUAGCGUUGUCAACCCCAGUUCCAUUUUGUCUAACUUUGAUAGGGAAUCACUUUCUCCCCCUGUUUUACUCAGACAAAGGUUUGAUAGCAUUGUGUGGCAGCCAGUGGACUCUAAGAUUCUUACCCAACACAUCCCUGAUUUACAGUAGCAUGAUGUGCCCUUCCCCUCAUACCACCCUCCCCUCCGAUAUGUUGACACCAUACUCCUCUCCAUCAACUCCUGUAGCUCCAACUUAUGUCUCUAGCCUAUCAGCUUCCUCCUUUGCUCUCUCUCUCUCUCUCUCCUCUCUGUUUGCUUUGGCUGUAGCACCUCAUGGCUUCGUUCUUUUAUGGUUCACAUUAGAUUGUGCUUUCGGUUUUAGGGGGUGAAGAAGAUAGGGGCAUAAUAAACAGUGUGGAUAAUCAUAUUUAUGGGAACGAGAUGGAGGUAUAUGUGGAAGUUUAGAUGAGAUUUUAGAGACUAGCGUAGCUAAUCAAGUAAGGACAUACUGACAGAUAGCACUGUGACCGCCCAACUUAACACUGACCCCUGAGCCCAUGUACCUUGUACUGUGAACUUACACAUACACACACCUCAUACAUGCAUACAUACAAACACACACAUAACCAUUAUACACACUCGCACAUAUCACUAAUACACACAUGCACAUACAGUAAUUGAUCUAUUGUGCCCUAGUUGUUAUGAGAAGCCAGGUCAGGCUCAGAUUAUGUACUUUGGUGUCUGCCACAGCAAUAAUAUCCGACAAGGAGAACACAGAGGGAUAUAUACAGUUGAAGUCGGAAGUUUACAUACACUUAGGUUGGAGUCAUUAAAACUUGUUUUUCAACCAC